AUGUCGCGCACUUCAGCAGGUUUUGCAGACUUCUUUCCCACCGCUCCGUCAGUUCUACAGCAGAAACGCAAAGUCACCAAGGACAAGACCCACAACAAGGUUCGUUCGAAUGAAGAUACAGACCACGAAAGACUCGCAUGUUCGACAGAGGCUCAGAAUGUCUCUGAUUCGGGUGUGAGCACGGCAAGCUCAGGUUCAGGGAAUGAUCUACCUAGGGAAACGAGACCUGCAUUUUCCGAUACGGCCGCAGAUGGAUCCUCAAGUGCGACAAGCAAGAGUCUUACCACGCCUCACGCUUCCGCAGCACCUCCCGGCGCAACAAGUGGCAGCGAAGGACGCCUGGAUACGCUUACGCCGCUUACAAAUGCAGAGCCCUCACCCACCCAGAAGGCCAGCCCUGGUCGAGCCAGAGAAACGGCAACAGCUGGGGUUCUUUCUAGAAAUCCUAGGACCGGUGAACCAAAGCCAGCCAUCGCCUUGCUACAAACUCCGCCAACACCGGAGUCACAGGGGCGCUCGACCGGAACCUUUAGAGGCUGGAAAAUAGCCUUAGACCCCGAGAACGAAAAGCGGACAUCAAAAGACAAACGCAAAAAGGCGCGCUAUGUGGAGAUCAUGUCCCAUGGACAGGAUGAUAGACCGCCGGAUCCUCGACUGGUCAUAGUAAAUUAUGCGCGUGGUGCCGGCUGCAAGCAGAAAACAAAAUUCCGUCCAGCCCCAUAUACUUUGCGACAAUGGGUGUACGAUGCUUCUACAACAAUCGGGCCUGGGCCCCCGGUCCAGAUAGUGGUCACUGGGUUUGACCCUUUGACCCCAAUCGCGCCAAUUAAUGCUCUUUUCUCCAGCUUCGGAGACAUCGCGGAGAUAAAUAACCGUACUGAUCCAAUCACCGGCAGAUUUCUCGGGAUUUGCUCCGUCAAGUAUAAAGAUAGUGUCUCAUUCCGCGGAGGUGGCCCACUACUCGCAAUGAAUGCCGCAAGACGAGCGUACUGCGAGUGCAAGAAGGAACAGCGUAUCGGAACCCGGAGAAUUCGAGUCGAAUUGGACCGGGACGGGGUUGUCUCGGAGAAGAUAGUGUCAAGAGCGAUUGACUCCCAGAGGAUGGGAUAUAAGAACUGUCUUUCUGUUGCAGAAGAUACAACGGCUGGCCCCUCCGUCAAUCAGAAUGAGCCCCCCCCGACAGCGCCAAAAGGCCCAUCGGGAAGGUCCGUGACAAGGGUGAUGCCCGUGAUCCCUGAAGGACCAAGGGCUAGCUUCUUCAAGUCAGUUGUGCCGUCCUUGGUCGAGGAAAUUCCCAUUUUGAGUCAGAUCAAGCGAGACCCAUAUAUCUUCAUUGCGCAUUGCUAUGUUCCGGUCCUUAGUACAACGGUUCCUCACCUGAAAAAAAGGUUGAAAGUAUUCGAUUGGAAAGAUAUUCGAUGUGAUAAGACAGGGUAUUACAUCAUUUUCGAGAAUUCCAGGCGAGGCGAAGAAGAAACAGAACGUUGCUACAAGAUGUGCCACAUGAAACCGUUGUUUACCUACAUCAUGAAUAUGGAGAGUCAACCUUAUGGAAACCCAGGCUAUGAGCGCAGCCCCAGUCCACAACGAUUGCAGGCAGAGCAGCGAGAACGAGCCAGGUUGGACAGAAUCAAGAGAGAAGCUGAAUUGGACAUCGAGGAAGAGAAAAGCCAAAGAGCAAACGAUUUGGAUCCCUGCAAGGAAGUGGUAGCCAUCAUAGUUCGGGACCUGAAAGACAAAUUGCUCGAAGACGUGAAGUCUCGGAUUGCUGCACCAACUUUGUAUGACUACCUCGACCCAGAUCGACAUGCAGCAAAAAGAAGACAACUGGGAAUUCGUGAUCCGGCAGGGGCAAAGAGACCUCUGUUUCAAAUUGGCAUAAAUAGCCCAGCUGGGACACCAGAUUCACGUUCGGACCUGUCCACAGCCCGCCACCCUUUCGGUCCCUCAAAUCUGAGUAUCCUUGCGCUUCCACGUAUAAGGAAAGCUCACCGCCUCAACCACACAGACGCUGCUUUCUUGGACGAGAGGCGUAAACAACCUUUGCGGAGGAAAGAGGUUCGACCUCUCUAUCACCGUCUACAACAAUUACACCACGUGGAUGAUUCAGAUGACGAGCAGAGGACGCCUUUCACAAGAGACACCGAUGAUCCGGACAGUCGUGCCCCAAGCCGGUUGAGCUCAGAGUGUUCGGAUUCAGAGGAUGUUGAUGAACUCGCUCCGGAGGCCUACGGUGCAUCUGCCGAGCAAAAAGUCGGCAAUGACGAACAUCUGUACAGUCCACCUCGAAAAGAAAAUGUCGAUAUCUUGGUUGAAUCGGUCACUGAUGCCUCGCACGAUGCUUCGUACCCUGAACAGCACAAACUCUCCCCGGCAUCUCGCAAGCGAAAAAGAGAAAACGACAAAGUCAUCGCGCGAAAGAGAAAGAAAGAAGAUGGAGGCCUCUUUCAAGUCGAUCAAGCCGCAGGUCUCAGUGAGGGACGAUUGCACAUGGAAUCAUCCAUCGACUUGGAGGUCAUUGAGAAGCAUAUUGCAGAUGAGAAUUCCCCUCUCGCGAGUGACAAAGAUUCAGAUAGUGGGCACAUUAGUGAAAUCCCGAAGCGGGCAGUCGAUCCUGCGAAGCUUUUGCGGUCUCGACUGGCUGUUGAGGCUGACACUCAGGAUGAUGAUCAUGGUUGUGGCUUCACCCCCAUUGCCCUAAAUGACAACGAAGUCCAGAAAGAAGUGUCAAAGACUGAAAUAGGAUGGAAGGUUUCCAAUGACGAGCCCCGCCCAACGGUCGAGGAUGAUGAAGCUAUUGUGCUAGAUCUCGAUGGGUGGCAGAGUCUGAUUAAGGAUGGGGAGGACUUGCGUUUCCUCCGUGAUGUGCUGGAAGGACUACCAGUAUCGAACGUUGGAAGUCUCACUGCUUGGGCAUGGAGACAAAAAGAAAUCAAAGCCCUGAAUCGCCCUGGAGAAGUAGGACCUGUGCGCGAAGCAACCAGUAUCCUAGGCUACUAUGUCUCAAACAUCACGGGAGCUGCAAGAACCGAGGGGAGGAAGAGGAUUCUGGAGUCGGAAAAGUCCAAAUAUUUACCGCACCGCAUCAAGGUUCAACGGGCCCGCGAAGAGCGAGAGGCAAAAGCGAAAAACGACCCUCACAGUGUUGCUGUCGAAGCCGCGAGAAUUGCUGCAGCCAAGACGAUGUCUAAAUCCACAUCCAGAUCAACAAGAGUCAAUAAUCGCCGACUCAUCGCAGAUAUCAACGCACAAAAACAAGCCCUCCCAACUCAAAGCGGCGACGGUGAUGUUCUUCGUUUCAAUCAGCUGAAAAAGCGAAAGAAACCUGUUCGUUUCGCUCGAUCUGCAAUCCAUAAUUGGGGACUAUAUGCAGAAGAGAACAUUUCGGCUAAUGAUAUGAUCAUCGAGUACGUGGGUGAGAAGGUCCGCCAGCAAGUUGCUGACAUGAGAGAGAGACGAUAUUUGAAGAGUGGCAUCGGCAGCAGUUAUUUAUUCCGUAUCGACGAGAACACAGUCAUCGACGCGACAAAACGAGGAGGCAUUGCGAGAUUUAUUAACCACAGCUGUACACCCAAUUGUACUGCGAAGAUCAUCAAAGUGGAUGGAAGUAAAAGGAUUGUCAUAUAUGCCCUGAGGGACAUUGAAAGAGGUACGCUUUGUAUCAUCAUUCCCUGAUUUAUUUGACAUGCUGACACAUCGAUUAAAGAUGAAGAGCUUACAUAUGACUACAAGUUUGAAAGGGAGUGGGACAGCGAUGAC
Molecule: messenger RNA, 3759 nt
Organism: Aspergillus brunneoviolaceus CBS 621.78
Lineage: Eukaryota; Fungi; Ascomycota; Eurotiomycetes; Eurotiales; Aspergillaceae
Gene: set1
Product: histone methyltransferase SET1
Exons: 1
Coding region: 1-3675 (1224 amino acids)
Cellular component (GO): Set1C/COMPASS complex
Molecular function (GO): histone H3K4 methyltransferase activity; protein binding; nucleic acid binding
Source: RefSeq, a predicted model, not a curated record